Messenger RNA from Hydractinia symbiolongicarpus, 948 nucleotides. Its product is annotated as ubiquinone/menaquinone biosynthesis C-methyltransferase UbiE-like. The record is from RefSeq and is a predicted model, not a curated record. The transcript is spliced from 4 exons. The coding region runs from base 1 to 948 and encodes 315 amino acids. Gene Ontology annotation, molecular function: S-adenosylmethionine-dependent methyltransferase activity. NCBI's taxonomy places the organism in Eukaryota, Metazoa, Cnidaria, Hydrozoa, Anthoathecata, Hydractiniidae.
AUGCCGUACCGAAACACAGAAGAAGUAAGUUUACAGAAAAUAUCAAAUUUCAGACAUAAUUACAAAGAUCAAGGUGAGAAGGGAGUAAAUGGACAAAACAUCAUGAGCAAUUUGAGAGAUUAUGAUGAACAUUGCAAGACAUAUGACAAUGUCAGAUUUGCUGAUGGAGCAGAUGUAAUGUCAUAUAUGGUAAAAGGAAUGCUGAAGAUGGAUCCUUCAAAGAUCCAUAUGUUGGAAGCAGGAUGUGGAACAGGAAAUUAUAGUCUUGCAUUAAUUGAAAAUGGCAUUGGAAAAUUAACCUUGUUAGAUGCAAGUUCUGGAAUGCUUGAAAAAGCAAAGUCAAAACUGUCCAAGUAUAAAGACAGAGUUGUGGAAGUGAAACAACAUCAUCUGCCUCACAUUCCGUUUGCUGAUGACACAUUUGAUGCUUGUACUUUUAUACAAGUAUUGCAUCAUUUGGAUGUUUCAAAGGAGGAAAAAAAUGUUUCUAACUACAAUAAUGCAGAAAAAGCGAUAGUAGAAGCUUACAGAGUGUUAAAGCCGGGUGGUGUUUUAGUAAUUGAUCAUUUUUUUCGGCAAAAUAUCGAUGCUUUUUUUUCUCCAUCUCUAGCACCAAAAGCAAAUGCGUAUUUGAGACAGGUCUAUAUGGAUGAAGAGGAUCUUAUUCACGUGCUGAGGAAGAAAGGCUUUGGGAACAUUUCCUACGUAAGCCAACCAGGCUCGUAUUCAAAUAAAGGUUAUUUAGAAAUAGAAAAUCUUUUAAAUCCAAACUGGCGAAAAAGCGAUUGUCUUUGGCAAAUAUUGGAGGAAAGUGGAGAACUAGAUUCCUUAUUGAAGCUGUUACAGAAACAUAAAGAUGAAGCGACGUUAAUUCAUUUUGCGCACGAUUUUUAUCAAUUGAAUAGGAAAGUUGGUGAACAUACUAUGUUAUUUGCUCAGAAGUUGUAA